Messenger RNA from Argiope bruennichi, 4230 nucleotides. Its product is annotated as circadian locomoter output cycles protein kaput-like. The transcript is spliced from 17 exons. Gene Ontology annotation, molecular function: RNA polymerase II cis-regulatory region sequence-specific DNA binding; DNA-binding transcription factor activity, RNA polymerase II-specific; protein dimerization activity. Gene Ontology annotation, cellular component: nucleus; cytoplasm; CLOCK-BMAL transcription complex. Bases 798 to 2948 code for a protein of 716 amino acids. Gene Ontology annotation, biological process: regulation of transcription by RNA polymerase II; circadian regulation of gene expression. The record is from RefSeq and is a predicted model, not a curated record. Lineage: Eukaryota; Metazoa; Arthropoda; Arachnida; Araneae; Araneidae.
CACUUCAUCCCCCGAGUAAGACUGCCUUGUCCACUUAUCAAGAUGAACCAAUCACAUUCUAGAAAGAUCGAAGGAUAACCUGUUGAAGUGGCGCUGCUGUCGUUUGUUUUGCAGUUUCAUAUGAUACGUACGUCCAUGCGAAUUUGUCUGCUUUACAUUGCGAAAUUUGCAAUUUUAUUCGGUUUAUUCAAUGCGGAAGUCCCUUGCAAUGUUGUGUACAAACUCUAUAACCAUCGUGGCACAUGCAAUUAGUAUAUAUUGCUCAGAAAUUUUGCGAAGUUAAAUAUAUUCGAAUGCAUAUCGUUCUCUGACAUGCGAAACGAGAAUAUCGUCAACAGGUAAAGUUUAAGUGCUAUGAUUUUCCUUUUAAGAGUGGAAAAAAGUAACACCGAUGCUACUCUUCAUAGCGGUAUCUAUCAUUUCUCGUAAACUGAAAUCGUUUACUGGGAUAUUUGUAGCGAACACAGCAUUUUUAUGUUUUGUAGAUAUUUUGUUAUGAUAUCCAAGAUCUUUUGCAUCUGUCUGUAAAAGGAAGUACGUUUAAAUUUGCAUACUUUGGAGUGAGUGAACAUCUGGAAUAUGUGUGCGUUUGUAUUUUAUAUUUAAGAAUUUAAUUAUACUUUAUGGAACUGUCUUUAUGGAUGUUCAAGCAAAUAGACCUGGAAGUAAUGGACAUGUCUGUGACUUGAAUAAUAAUACUACGGUUUUUGUCUUUUUUUUGUCGGCCCCGUUUAAAAUUCAAUCAUCCUGAUGUUUUGUAAGGUAGUAAGGAUGCAAAGUCAAUCAAAAUUCAUGCCAUGGAUGACAAGGAUGAUUACAGGAGGUACACAUCCCGGUACAAGACUGAGAAAAUUUUACCUUCACGAAAGAUCAAAGAUUUUAAGAAAUCUGCAUAUAUUCAAUUUCUUCUUUGUCAUAUAAGGAGCUCUGUGUGUGUGAUGAUACAACUAUACAUUAUGCACAAGUCUAGAAAUCUCAGCGAGAAGAAACGUCGAGAUCAGUUCAAUAUGCUUAUCAACGAACUGUGCUCGAUGGUUACUUCAAGUAACCGAAAGAUGGAUAAAUCAUCCGUCCUACGGUCUACCAUUUCUUUCCUCAAAAGUCAUAGUGAGCUAUCUGUCCAAUCGCAAAAUGUGAAAGUACAAGAAAAUUGGAAACCUUCCUUUCUGUCAAAUGAGGAGUUUACUCAUUUAAUGUUAGAGGCCCUUGAUGGUUUCAUAAUAGUUUUUUCAUGCAAUGGCCAAAUCUUGUACACAUCUGAAAGCACAGCUUCACUUCUUGGAUAUUUACCUAGCCGCAUCUAUUCAUCAGUAUUUGAUAUCAUUCAUGAGAUGGACAAAUCUUCAUUGUAUAAAUUAAUCAGUAAUCCGCCUAGUGCAUCUAAUUCUGUAUCCAAAGAUUCAUUUAUAUCAUUAACUCUCCAUAUGAAACGUGGACCAGUUCAUUCGCAAGGAAGUACUUCAUAUGAAUUAGUUGAAUUGCUUGGAACAUUUUAUCAUUGGCCAUCAUCUUAUGAAGGUUCCAAUCCAGUUGGUUUUGAUUGUGAUAGCAACAGCUGCAGUAGCAUUUGUUCCAUGCCAUCAGCUGGAGGAGAGCUUCGAUCCUGCUUUGUUGCUGUAGGUCGUCUUCAAACUCCUCAUUUGUUGCGAGUUGUUAAUUUAUCGGAUGAAACUAAAAAUGAAUUCACAUCAAGACACAGUCUUGAGUGGAAGUUUUUGUUUUUAGACCACAGGGCACCUCCUAUCAUUGGAUAUUUACCUUUUGAAGUGUUGGGUACAUCUGGUUAUGAUUAUUAUCAUGUUGAUGACUUGGAAAAUAUAUCUUCUUCCCAUGAGCUUUUAAUGAACACUGGUGAAGGAACUUCCUGUUUCUACCGCUUUCUCACUAAAGGGCAACAGUGGAUUUGGCUUCAAACUCGUUACUACAUUUCUUAUCAUCAAUGGAAUUCCAAACCAGAGUUCAUUGUCUGUACUCAUACUGUUGUAAGUACAGAGAAAGUGAUGAAAAGUAUGCAAGAAACGCCCAAGAGGUUUUUAAAGAAAGCUACUUCAAAUCACAACUCUUCACCUACUCAAAGUGCCUGUCUUUCUCCCUCACCUUCUGUUAGCUCUUUGGGCAGUAUGUCCUCGGAUCCUUUGGAACAUUGCUCAGCAAAAUCUACUGCUUCUUCCAGUGUGCGAGGGAAUCCAGUAUUAUAUCCAAGAGAAAAGAUCAUGCCUUCUCCCAUUGCCCGAGCUCCUCCUCAGACAUUAGCAGAUUCUUUUGCUGAGCCUCACCCACGUAUGGCAUCGCGUCAUCAAGUGUCACAAGGUGUAAACAAUGACAUGAAUGUAAUUUCAUCUACUGGGCCAGCACAUAUAUCUCCGCAAUCUAGCCACAUCUCACCUGAUCACUCAACACCUCUUCCUCCACCUUUGAUCAUGAGUCCAGAUGUCUCUGUUGCACCGCAGUUUCAUGGUGAGAGAUCGCCAUCUACAUUGAACCAGGCUCAAAUGGAAUAUUUGAGGCGGCGUCAUCAGAUUCUUCAACAGCAGAUCAUGGCUCAGCAAGAAGAAUUACGCAGGGUGUCCGAACAACUUAUGUUGGUGCAAUUUACAAAUCCUAAUGUGAAUGCUGCCACUGCUCCUAAUAUGCCUCAUGAUGUCCAAUACCAAGUUCCAGACAUGCAUCCUGAUAUGGGAAACUAUGUAAAUGCUUCAUACCAAGUAGUAAGGCCAACUCAGCAGUUAAAAGUUCAGACAUCUGCUGAAAACAUUGCUAUAAAAUCCAUGGAAAAUUAUCAACGAUCCACACCCAGUACUGUAACCUCUAGGUCUUAUAUGAAUCUCGAGGCUGACAUGUGUGGUGUUGGUACUUCAAGCUCUAUGCCUAUGCUUUCUCCAGAACAAACAAAUGAAGCAAUUGCUCAAGGUUAUUCUAUGACUCACUCAAUGCAAUCCAACACAUGAAACUGACUUAUUCUUCUUAUAUACUCUCUUAAAAACUGCUCUUCACUUCAGGAGAAAGCAGGAUUUAUGUGUGCCCUCUCAUUCUAGUCGCAGGAAGGAACAGUUUUUAAAUGUUCCAUGUAUAUCAAUCAUUUUAUAUCAAAUGGUUCCCAUAUUUCGUUUAGUGUAUGAAAAGAUAUUGAAUUAGGGCUGUGUGAGCUGUCAUACUUCAUGUGGGGAAAUUCAUGAGCUGCUCUGUUUCCAUUGUAAAAAGCGUUAAGGAGCAGGUUGUUACGUUUAUUAAUUAGAAAUGAAUUGAAGCUCCAUCAUUCAGAAGUGGCUCCAAUUAUUUAAAUGGCAUUCUGUAUUGUGCCAUUUUUUAUUCAUUAUAUGACUGAAUUUUAUAAUUCAUUUUAAAUAAAAGCUUGUACCUGCUUUGGAAUAAUGUUUUUGCAGCUCAUUAUGGCAACUGGAUGGGAACCAUAUCAUACAUGCCAAAUGUUCUUUUUUUUUUUUUUUUUUAAAUCAUUUGUGAUAUUGUGAGUCAUUCACUUAGAAGGAAAUACAUUAUUCAUUUGCUCAAAUGUUGAAACAUAGUUAUUUUUUUAUUCUGUUAAAGUUUAUAAUAAGAAUAUGAACGAGCUUUCUAUCUUGACUAGCUUGUACACAAUUAUAUGUUUUACCGAUUGUCUUAAGGGUUUUUUUAUCUGUUUAUUUGUCAGUUAUUUAGCACAUUGUUUCCAACAUUUCCCUUUAUAUUUGUUGUAGAUAUUAAAUUUGUUUUUCAUAGUACAAAGCUUUAACAUUUUGGUUGUGAUUAUAUAUCAUGUAUAAUUUUAUUAUAUAUUUGUAAUUACUACAGUUAAAAUUUAGCAUUGUAUAUAUUUUACAUAUCAUUAUACUUAUAGUAAACCUUGUACAGUGUAUCAUAGAGAGAGAUCAUAAAAUAUUAACUAUGGGGAUGUGCAGUAAAUGUGUACAGUAAAAUUUUGGAGCAAGUUAUACAGUUUUCAUGAUGUUUCUGUGCAGGAAUAUUUAUUACUGCUAUUGAUAUUUUAAAGUCUAUGUGAAGUUUUACUGUAUGAUAAAUAAUUCAGAUUUCUAUUAAGUACACUCAGUCACUUGUUAUAUUUAAGAAUGUUAAAAAACAUUUUACACAAUGCAAACUUUAGAUUAUUAUUAAAAAGCUUGCAGUGUCAAGUUUCUAAUCAUUUUAUUAUUGUUGUUUGAAUUUUAAUCUUUUAUAUGUAGUUUAUUAUAAACAGUAUGUAUUUAUUGAUAGAUAGUUCUAUAAAAAUAUUAA